CACCCAGCCGGCGCCGCGCAGCACUGGGACCCGCGCCCGCACCGCAGCCCGGCCCGCCUGCUCCGCGCUCGCCUGCCUGUCUGCCCGCCGGCCCCGUGCGCCCUCGCUGCCGCGGGUCUGCGUCCCUCGACCCCACCGGCACCAUGCACCUCUCCCAGCUGCUGGCCUGCGCCCUGCUGCUCACGCUACUCUCGCUCCGGCCCUCCGAAGCCAAGCCCGGGGCGCCGCCGAAGGUCCCGCGAACUCCGCCGGGAGAGGAGCUGGCUGAGCCCCAGGCUGCGGGCGGCGGUCAGAAGAAGGGCGACAAAACUCCCGGGGGCGGAGGCGCCAACCCCAAGGGCGACCGGUCGCGACUGCUCCGCGACCUGCGCGUGGACACCAAGUCGCGGGCGGCGUGGGCCCGCCUUCUGCAUGAGCACCCCAACGCGCGCAAAUACAAAGGAGGCAACAAGAAGGGCUUGUCCAAGGGCUGCUUCGGCCUCAAGCUGGACCGGAUCGGCUCCAUGAGCGGCUUGGGAUGUUAGUGCGGCGACCCCUGGCGGCGGAUCGGGAACUUGCUGAGGUCAUUCUUGGUCAUCAGCCUCACAGCAUCUGGAAGCACCUCCAACGCAAUGUGGCUUUUACAUUUCCUUUUUUUUUUUUUCCUGGUACUAGGAAUACACAACACCAGCUGUUUUAUUAUUAUUUGGGAAGGGGGGGUAUGAUUUUAUUGUUUGGGUUUUUUUAAAUGAAAAAUAAAAAGUUAUAUAUUAUAUAUAUAUUAUAUACAUGCAACACACACCUACACAAACGUGAUGACAAGGGACAGUUUUUAAGAGACUGACAAAACCAGCUGUAAAACGUUGCUGUUUGUAAAUUCAUCUCAUGCAUAAAUGUAUUUAUGUUGUAAAGCUAUUUAUAUUGUUUAUAAAGAGAUAUUUAUAAAAAUUUUAUUUAUGUAACUAAAUGAAAGAAGUCAAUCAUUGUAAUGUUUUUGUCUUAACUAGUGGAAAAAUGUAAAAAAAAAAAGUCAUUCCAUGAA
Molecule: messenger RNA, 1021 nt
Organism: Odobenus rosmarus divergens (Pacific walrus)
Lineage: Eukaryota; Metazoa; Chordata; Mammalia; Carnivora; Odobenidae
Gene: NPPC
Product: natriuretic peptide C
Exons: 3
Coding region: 144-524 (126 amino acids)
Biological process (GO): cGMP biosynthetic process; receptor guanylyl cyclase signaling pathway
Cellular component (GO): extracellular region
Molecular function (GO): hormone receptor binding; hormone activity
Source: RefSeq, a predicted model, not a curated record